Penaeus monodon (black tiger shrimp) is the source of this 927-nucleotide messenger RNA. Its product is annotated as anillin-like. Lineage: Eukaryota; Metazoa; Arthropoda; Malacostraca; Decapoda; Penaeidae. The record is from RefSeq and is a predicted model, not a curated record.
AAAAACUGUAGAAGGUCAGGAAAUAUGCCCUUUAUUAGUAAAAAAAAGAAAAAGAAAAAAAAAAAAAAAAAUUGUGAGUUUUCCUCCAGGAUUUAAAAAAAAUAUGAUAUGAAGGUUUUAUAAGCAGACAAUAUAAGCAAAAAGUACAAGGUGGUAGCAUAAAAGGAAAUGAAAAUUGGAUGCUAAACCAGGGAAUGCAGGAGUGAUCUGGAAUGAUAUGAAAUCUGUUAAAGAAAGAGUUCAGUAUAAGAACUAUUGCUAUGUCAUAUAGAUAGGAAUUGCAACAUUUUAAAUAGUGAUGUGUGUUUAAUAUUAAGUUAUUUUUGAUUAUGUGUUUAGAUAUUAGGAAUUCUUUUGUGCUUUCAGGAACAGGAUCGAGAUCCUAGUCCUUCCAAGGUUGGUGAGAUGUGCAGCCGUUGGGAGCAGCACAUACGUGAUUCCUCGCCUGAGCGCCAGGACAGGUCACGGAGUCCCCAGAAGACUCUUUCUAGAUCCAUAAGUCCAAGGAAGCUACCAGCUGCUCAGAAUGCCAGCCCUGUGAAAUCCACAAGUUCUGUUGAUAUGGGCACUAUUGCAGGAGACCAAGCUGCUAGUCCAUAUAGGAUGAAAUCCCAAGGAGAUGGACCACUAAAUCGAUUAGGUAAUGAGCGCAGGAGCCGGAGAGACCUAAGUCCCCAUAAACCUCCACCAGUGGGGGACAUUGUGAAGGGUGAAGCUCCUAUGUCUGCAGUGGUGCCACUCAUUGAUGACCCACACAUGUCCUCUGUGAGGCAGCGGGCAGCAGCAUUUGAUUCUGCAGGUGUAGGCUGUGACCCAGAGAAGGACCCAGCAGAGCUGACACUUCAGGAACGACGAGCUCUCUUCAACAAGAAGCAAGCAGCUGCUUUGGUGCCCAAGGCUCCGUUUGGGCAGUCAGUGCCUGCAAAG